AGCUGCCGGAACGGGUGGUCCUGGACCCUGUGCCAGCGUUGGAGGUCGGGCAGAGCCACAACCUGACGUGCCACGUGGUGGAGGUGGCACCUCUGAGGAACCUGACGGUGACGUUGCGCCGCGGAGAGGAGACUUUGAGGACCCAGAAGUUUGGAGGUGCAGAGGGCAGUGCCAGCGUGGUGGUCAGUCAUCUGCUGCCCGUCAGCCGCCAGGACCACGGGCAGGACGUCACCUGCCACGCUGAGCUGUCCCUCAGGCCACACGGGCCACUCUUCGCCCGCGCCGCCGUGCCCGUCACGCUCUCCGUGUUCG
Molecule: messenger RNA, 312 nt
Organism: Acanthisitta chloris (rifleman)
Lineage: Eukaryota; Metazoa; Chordata; Aves; Passeriformes; Acanthisittidae
Product: intercellular adhesion molecule 2-like
Exons: 1
Biological process (GO): cell-cell adhesion
Cellular component (GO): membrane
Molecular function (GO): integrin binding
Source: RefSeq, a predicted model, not a curated record